Molecule: messenger RNA, 1860 nt
Organism: Anoplophora glabripennis (Asian longhorned beetle)
Lineage: Eukaryota; Metazoa; Arthropoda; Insecta; Coleoptera; Cerambycidae
Gene: Lgr3
Product: relaxin receptor 2
Exons: 15
Coding region: 1-1860 (619 amino acids)
Biological process (GO): G protein-coupled receptor signaling pathway
Cellular component (GO): membrane
Molecular function (GO): protein binding; G protein-coupled receptor activity
Source: RefSeq, a predicted model, not a curated record
AUGUCUGACAGGUUGAACCUUACUUUGGAUGACGAUUAUCAGUACAGAAAAUUGAACGAGUGUGACAUCGAAAACUUUCCUCGAGUGUGUAGAUGUGAAUAUUCUCUUCUUCUAAGUUGUCCGGAAUUAGCACUACAUUUGUUGCCGCAGGACACAUUACUAUCAGCAACUCACUUGGUACUAACUAACACCACAUUGGAUUCUUUACCUGUGGACAUAUUCCAUAAUUACACCAAGGUUAUAGUUAUACGUUUAGAAAACAAUAGAAUAUCGUACUUGUCGCCUGGUACAUUCACUUAUCAGGUUAAUUUGAAAAAACUGUAUUUGAUGAACAAUAGCUUAACGAACAUUGCACAGGGUGUAUUUUCAGGAUUAUCCACGUUGCAAUGGCUAUUUCUAGAUUAUAAUAAGUUAGAAUACAUUUAUUUAGACGAUUUUAAAGACCUGGUAUCAACGCAAUGGAUAACUUUGUCACACAACAAACUAGCGCUCGCAUCGGAAACUUUCCCAGCGAUGCCAAAUUUGCUGGAACUUUUCGUCGAUCAUAAUGAAAUUAUAUCAGUCAGAGAAGACACUUUUGAAAAUUUAUCAAAUAUGGAGUUCUUGAGUUUAAGGAGUAACAAAAUCGAGUCUAUCCACGAAAAAGCUUUCAGUAAACUUCACAAUUUAAAAGAGUUGAAUCUUGAAGAUAUAGAAAUCAGAAACAUACAUACACUAAUGUUUAUUAAUUUGUUCAGCUUAGAGUCUGUCUACUUUAAAAAAUACAGUUACUGCCUAUUUGUAACUUCUGUAGAGAGAUGCAGGCCUCUUUCAGAUGGUGUUUCCUCCAACGCUCAGCUUCUAUACAAACCAAUUUUCCGUUACACAAAUUGGAUAAUAUGUUUUGCGACAUGCGCAGGAAAUAUUAUGGUACUUUUCGGAAGAUACCUCUUCAGAGAUGAAAAUAAAGUUCUUAGCUUAAUAAUCAAAAACUUAGCAGUGAGCGACCUUCUAAUGGGAAUAUAUCUCUUGCUGAUAGGUAUACAUGACAUGAAGUUCAGGAAUAUUUAUAAUUUGGAAGCCCAAAACUGGAUAUCUUCAUGGGGUUGCACCAUAACAGGGAUAAUAGCGAUGUUAUCAUGUGAAGUGUCCGUUUUACUCCUUGUGUUCAUGUCUGUCGAUCGCUUCCUGUUAAUUGCUAUACCAUACGGGAAAUAUAGCGCGCUUACUAUGAGAGAAGCUGUCAUCGCCCUCUUGUUUAUUUGGUGUCUAGGAAUUAUCUUAGCAGUUUUUCCAGCUCUGGCAUAUUUAUCUAGUACAAGGUUCUAUGGUGUCAACGGACUAUGCUUUCCACUACACAUUGACGACCCUUAUUUAGAGGGCUGGGAAUACUCUGCAGUCAUAUUUUUUGGCAUAAAUGCUACAGGUUUAAUUAUUAUAUCCGUCGUUUACAUCGGCAUGUUUAUCAGUAUAUGGAGAACAAGAAAUGCAACCAACUUACCGGCAAACGACUAUCAAUUUGCCAUCAGAUUUUUCUUUAUUGUAUUGACAGAUGUCACUUGUUGGUUGCCUAUAGUUACUAUAAAGGCUGUGGCUUUCCUGGGAGUCGCGGUUUCAGAUGAUCUCUAUGGGUGGUUAGUGGUUUUUAUCCUACCUAUCAAUUCAGCGUUGAACCCGAUAUUAUAUACUUUCACAACUCCUAAAUAUCGAACUCAAAUCCUUAAAAAGGUUCCAAGCCUGAUCAAGGAGGCGGCCGUCAAUUUGAGUAAAAACAAUGGAAGCAAAAUUUGUUCUGGAGAAAUAGACCAUCUGAAGUUAACUUGUGCAAAGGAGAACAAUUUAAACAAAACUAACGUAAAAAUUGUACUGAAUAAGUUCUGA